UCAACGUCCAAUAUCGCCUCCCCAAUACUACUUAUAUAUAAAUUAGGUAAUGGAGUAAGAAUCUACGUCGAUUAUAAGGGUAUUAAUAACAUCUCUCUAAAAAACCGCUACCUAUUACUGUUAAUUAAGGAAAUUCUAAAUACUAUCUAUAGAGCGAAAUAA
Messenger RNA from Neurospora tetrasperma FGSC 2508, 162 nucleotides. RefSeq lists its product as uncharacterized. NCBI's taxonomy places the organism in Eukaryota, Fungi, Ascomycota, Sordariomycetes, Sordariales, Sordariaceae. The transcript has a single exon. The record is from RefSeq and is a predicted model, not a curated record. The annotation marks the transcript as partial.